Messenger RNA from Didymosphaeria variabile, 1032 nucleotides. RefSeq lists its product as uncharacterized. Lineage: Eukaryota; Fungi; Ascomycota; Dothideomycetes; Pleosporales; Didymosphaeriaceae. The transcript has a single exon. Bases 1 to 1032 code for a protein of 343 amino acids. The record is from RefSeq and is a predicted model, not a curated record.
AUGGCCCCCAACCCUCCAUUCCUAAAACAGCACGCCCUCGACCAACAGGUGCUGGCUCUAAGUGGGGGCCCAAACCAAGCCGCUACCAUUCACCAUGUACCCGACCAGCCCUCGGUGCCCCUGAACAAACAAGAAGUGCGCCUUUUCCUCGAUGCCGAGCUGAAAACCGCCAUCCUAGAUAAGAUGUACAACUGGCUGUGGGUAUGCGCUACCAAAGAAAGCCACCGCAUCGACGCCCUCCACCAGCAAGUCUUCAAAGGCAGAUCCAUCGUCCCCACCGAAGACCCCGCCCUCCACCUCGUCUGGUUCAAAGACAAAGUCUGCAUCAAGCCCAUGCCGCUCUGCCUGCUAAACCACGACUUCUGGCUGCACUUCCUGCCAGAUGCUCAAGACCCGAAAGAUGCUCCGCACUUCGACACACGUGUAGCACUAGGCUUUCUACGCUCCUACGCCCAUCUCAUCCGGCACCGCUCCGACCUCGCCCUCGCUGUAGAAAAGGGCUUGCUGCCGAAACAUGUGGAGUGGCUCCAAUGGGAACACUUCAUCUCCCCCUUCCGCAACGUGCAAGACUGCGACGUCGCUCCCCGCUACCACUUCGGGCAAUUCCGCCUCACGCGUCUCAAUCUGCUGAUCCGCGUGCUGCGGCCCCGCUCGCACGACGACGCGGGCACAAACAGACACUACUACACUAUGCACUGGCACACGGCGGCAUACCUCCGACAAUUCGUAGAAGCAGGCGUCUUCGUCUUCGCGUCGGUGUCGCUCAUCAUGUCCGCCAUGCAGGUCAUCCUGAGCCUACCGUCCGAAGUGCAAACCCGCACGUGGGUGCGGCAGUCAGCGGCGCUGAGUUUUGCGUUCUGGGGGUUCUGCAUCACGGUGCUGAUACUAUUGGCAGUCAGUUGGAUGUUGUUGCUCGCAGGGCCGGUCUUGUAUUUUGCAGCACAGCAGGUUUUUGGGUACGCGAAGAAAGAGAAGUUUGAUCGCGAUAUGAACAGGGUUGGGAGGAGUGGAGUGGGGGAGAAGCGCGUGUAA